GAAGAAACCACCGCGGACCAGCAGCUCUGGGAGUGUGUCUGGGAGGGACACUGGUGCCACUGGUUCCGCUCCCAGUCCCACAAAGUUGGUGAGGUUGGAUUAUUCUGAGGUCGGAGCGAGAGGAGGAUGUUUCCUGUUACUGCGAGGGCAGCCUCAGAGAAGGGAAGCGGGAUUAUUUGGAUUUCUGACUGUGAUGUUCCGGGAAAACUUUGAUUGGACGAUGUUUUCGCUGCUGCUGGAAACGUCCCCAUGUAUGAAGUAUACGUUUUUACUCUUGUAGGCCAUCUCGUCUUUUUCACUGCCUCCAAUAUUUAUACCUAGGCUGGUAAUUAGCAUAAUCGUGCAUUGCUGCUCAUUUCAGCGAAAUGAAGGACAACACGGACUCCGGAUUACCACCCAGACGCAGAUUUUUGGCUGUUUAUGAAUGCAGCUGUAAUCACCCAGGGGAGCCUCAAGUGCUUAAAUGGGUCCAUCAUGAGAAAGAGACAAUCAAGCUCCUUUAUGCCUCAAAAUCAGCUGCAGUUUCUGCACAUUGUCUGUUAUGAAUAGAGCGAUCUCCAAUUGAGCCUCUUCACUUUGGAGAUUUUUCGAUUUUCGAUUAUACAGCCAUUGAAAUUAGGAUGCGCCGCUUUUUCUCUCUUAGCUUGGUGGCUCGGUUGCCUUUUCUUGAUUGACAGAUGAAAUUGACACUCGGGUUGUCUCUUAUCAAGCGAAGCGUUUCAAUCCACUGCUAAUUGCGCAUACAGUGCCGUCCUUUCUUUUCACUGCGUUUGAUUGCAUUGGAAUACAGCCUCCUAAUGCGCCCAAGAGGAAUGAUCGAUCACAUAUAGUUUUUUCCCCUUCUAAUUGCAUCAAAAUUUCUUUUGUUGCCAGGGUUUAAAUGCAGGAGAAACUGUUAUUCGUUGUUUUGGACCGGAUAUAGUGUGGGUUGGGGCAGAGAUGCGUAAUGCGCAGAGCGAGCUCCAUCUUCUCUCCAAAUAGGCAGCGUUCAAGACCCGAAAAUGUCUAAGUCGGAGGUGAAGAAGGAGUCCGGAGAAUCCAGUCCGUCGGAGGCCGCCUGCUUCUGCUCGCCUUCGGCGGCCAAGACCCAGUGCGCCAGCUGCGGCAUGGAGAUCCACGACCGAUACCUGCUGAAGGUCAAUAACCUAAACUGGCAUUUGGGCUGUUUGGAGUGUUCGGUGUGCAGAGCGUCUCUGCGACAGCACAGCAGCUGCUACGUCAAGAACAAGGAGAUCUACUGCAAACUGGAUUAUUUCAGGUUCGGCACCAAGUGCGCCCAGUGCGGCCGCCAGGUGUUCGCCAGCGACUGGGUGCGCCGGGCCCGGGGCAGCGUGUACCACCUGGCCUGCUUCGCCUGCUUCUCCUGCAAGCGGCAGCUGUCGACGGGCGAGGAGUUCGGCCUGGUGGAGGGCCGGGUUCUGUGCCGCAGCCACUACGACAUCAUGGUGGACAACCUGCGCCGAGCCGCAGAAAACGGAACCGGUCUGACUCUAGAAGGAGCGCUGCCCUCAGACCAGGACUGUCAACCAAAACCAGCCAAGAGGGCGCGGACCUCGUUCACCGCGGAGCAGCUGCAGGUGAUGCAGACGCAGUUCGCUCAGGACAACAACCCUGACGCUCAGACGCUCCAGAAACUGGCAGAAGUGACGGGACUGAGCAGACGAGUCAUACAGGUUUGGUUCCAGAACUGCCGAGCCCGACACAAAAAGCAGCCGCCUCAGGGCAGCUUCCCUCAGAGCGCCCCCCUGUCCAGGAUGCCCCCAUCACUGCCCGAAGACAUCCACUACUCUCCGUUCAGCAGCCCGGACCGCCCACACCUCCUGGCCCUGCACGGAUACCUGGACACUCACCCCUUCUCUGUCCUCACCGCUCCGGCCCACUUGACCCACCCGUCCAUCUCACUGCCACAGCUUCCCAUCAGCCGCUGACCUCCGGCUUCUCCUCCACCUCCGCCGUCGCCGCGCUGAUGAUAUUGUGAUCCAAUAAAUCCUUUGGGACGCGCUGUCAGUAACUUGCUCUGGUCGGGAAUUUAAUCCUCGGAAGCAGAUUUUUUGGAUUUUUUGAUGUAAGUCUGCAGAGCUAAUCAGACUGUGAGGAAGGGACAAACUUGGGAGUUUUUUCAUUUUAUUUUGUUUUUCAUGACGCACAGACGACGACCACUUUUAUUGUAUUUUCCUUUUUGAAGGGACACAAACGUUACAUCAGGUCAGGAUGAUCUUUUCCUUCUGUUAGCUCACUUAUACAAAGUAUUUUACACAUACUGCUGCAAUACGUGGUUCUUAAGAAGGAGACAGUGUGCUGUAGCAGCAUUACAGAAAAACCUCAGCCUUUUUUAUUGUUUUGUAUUGAGCACAUUGCAGGUUGUUUGUUGUUUGUCAUUGUAUUGUUGUCAGAAAAUGGAAACACUUAUUUAUUCAGAACAAAACUUCACCUUAAAAAAGCACUUUUACAGUAAAUGUGUCUUGAAAUGAAAUACGUUUGUGAUUGUACAUUGUAAAUACUGCUAUGGUUUAAUAAAGGUAUCAGAUCUGUUAUGAAAAUAUUAA
Messenger RNA from Betta splendens (Siamese fighting fish), 2546 nucleotides. It is a transcript of the gene lhx6b, whose product is annotated as LIM homeobox 6b. Gene Ontology annotation, cellular component: nucleus. The record is from RefSeq and is a predicted model, not a curated record. Lineage: Eukaryota; Metazoa; Chordata; Actinopteri; Anabantiformes; Osphronemidae. The coding region runs from base 1002 to 1928 and encodes 308 amino acids. Gene Ontology annotation, biological process: neuron differentiation; forebrain neuron development; regulation of transcription by RNA polymerase II. The transcript has 8 exons. Gene Ontology annotation, molecular function: DNA-binding transcription factor activity, RNA polymerase II-specific; RNA polymerase II transcription regulatory region sequence-specific DNA binding.